Messenger RNA from Asparagus officinalis (garden asparagus), 1862 nucleotides. RefSeq names its product tRNA dimethylallyltransferase 9. Bases 151 to 1494 code for a protein of 447 amino acids. The record is from RefSeq and is a predicted model, not a curated record. Gene Ontology annotation, biological process: cytokinin biosynthetic process; tRNA modification. The transcript has 3 exons. Lineage: Eukaryota; Viridiplantae; Streptophyta; Magnoliopsida; Asparagales; Asparagaceae. Gene Ontology annotation, molecular function: tRNA dimethylallyltransferase activity.
GACCUGAAUCUACUCGAUAGAACAUCCCCCGUGACUAGUGGGGAUAAGGGCCAAUCAAAUAAUUUAUUAUAGUUGUUUUUGCUUUUAUAUUUUUUUAUUAUCCUUUUUUUAACAUUAUAUGAUCUCUACAGAGUUCACUACAGUACAGUAAUGAUCCAGCGAAUUGAUGUUCAUUCCUCACUUCCUUUAAUAACCAAAGGAAUUAGAUUACCAACUUGGGGAAUGAGACUUGCAUUGAGCUUCAAACACAAACACACAUUCUCAUUUUCUCGAAAAUACCUAUCCACAACUACAUGUUCAAUCUCAAACCCGAGUAAAAACAAGCAUAAGGUCAUUGUGAUCUCCGGUCCAACCGGAGCAGGAAAGAGCAAGCUCGCAAUAGAGCUUGCAAAGAAACUCAACGGAGAGAUCAUCAGUGCUGAUUCGGUUCAAGUGUACCGUGGUCUUGAUAUUGGCUCAGCCAAGCCUUCCGUCUCUGAUAGAAAAGAAAUUCCUCAUCAUUUAAUCGAUAUAUUGCAUCCCUCAGAGGAGUACUCUGCAGGGCAGUUCUUUGAGGAUGCGAGAAAAUCCACAAAGGAAGUACUUGAAAGAGGCAAAGUGCCCAUAAUUGCAGGAGGCACUGGCUUAUAUUUGAGAUGGUUUGUUUAUGGGAAACCCGAUGUUCCAAAAGUAACGAUGGAGGUUGCUUCUGAAGUUUGCUCUGAGCUUGAAGAGUUUAUGAAAAGAGGAAAUUGGGAUGAAGCUGUUGAGUAUGUAGUUAAGGCUGGAAAUGAAAAGGCUUAUUCAAUCCCAUAUAAUAAUUGGUAUCGCUUGAGAAGAAGUCUCGAGGUUAUUAGGUCAAGUGGGUCACCUCCUAGUGCUUUUGAAGUUCCAUAUGAUUCUUUUCGUGACCAAGUUGAAUCAAAUGUUGGAAUUGAAGAAAAUUUGGCGAAGGAAUUGGAGUAUGAUUUUAUUUGCCUUUUUCUCUCUAGCCCGAGAAUUAAUCUUUACAGAGCGAUUGAUUUGAGAUGUGAAGAGAUGCUGAUGGAUACUGAAGGUCUUCUUUCUGAAGCUUCGUGGCUUCUUGAUAUAGGUCUUCAGUCUAAUAUGAAUUCUGCUACUCGAGCUAUUGGGUAUAGACAAGCAAUGGAGUAUUUGCUUGGUUGUAGGCAAGAAGGGGGGAAAAGUUGCCCUGUUAGCUUUCGUGGGUUUUUGUUUGAGUUUCAGAAAGCAUCACGAAAUUUUGCAAAGAGGCAACUGACUUGGUUUCGCAAUGAAAAUAUUUAUCAUUGGCUUGAUGCUUCACAGCCUUUGGAGACUAUUCUUGACUUCAUUUACAAUGCUUAUCAUGAGGAAAGUGUGGUGGUGCCUGAGUCUAUUCAAAUGGAAAAAAAUGUAUCUGGAAGGCAAGAGACAUAUGAGAUAAAGUCCUAUCGAACUAAAAACAGGAUUUUUAGACAGGAUGAAGAUUGCUAUCACAUUUUAGAUUGGGUGAGGAGGACUCAACGGCGAUAAGGUAAGGCAAGUUUAUCGAUUGCAACUUCAAAAGGUUACAUCAAAGGCAUAGACGACUCAUUGAGAGCGACACACAAUUAAAGAGAACGGAUCAUGCUGAUAUAGAGGAGUUACACCAUCGCUCAUGGAGAUUUUGGUGAUGUUAGAAGUUUUCUUUUGCUUUCUGCGGCUUAAAACUUUUGUCAUCUCAUUCGUUGUGAUCAUAUGUAACUUUUGUUUGAUACCUUGGUACUGCAAUUUAUUUAUUUAUUUUUUUUGGUCCAAAUGAUGUGUUUUGUGUAUUUCAUGUUCAGUUUGUUGGGGGAAUGAAUAAUGUCGGAAACUCCUACAUUAUCUUCUAAAUUUAGGAAGAAAAUUUCUGCCUGAAA